Drosophila ficusphila is the source of this 1049-nucleotide messenger RNA. RefSeq lists its product as uncharacterized. Bases 10 to 543 code for a protein of 177 amino acids. The transcript is spliced from 4 exons. The record is from RefSeq and is a predicted model, not a curated record. NCBI's taxonomy places the organism in Eukaryota, Metazoa, Arthropoda, Insecta, Diptera, Drosophilidae.
UUGUCAAAUAUGAGGCUAGUUUUGGAAAUUUAUUGCUACGAAUUUGUAUUUUUGAUGCCAUGUUUAAGAAGGCUUGUAACACGAAAAUUCUUGUUUUGUCUCUCCCUCACAUCUGGAUGUAUUAUAAUUUCGUUCUACACAUUGAUAUUUGGAUUUCUCAAUGCGGGAACCACUGUCGAUGAGGUUAUAUACAGAAAUACACUUAAAACAGAUAUAUGGGCGAAAUGGUUUAAUGUUUUUCAUAUACUUCUGAUGAUUGCAGCUGCAGUUAUUCUGUUGGUUUCUGUUUUGACGAAAUAUAUAAAAAUGGUUUUUAUAUGGAUGGCAUUGUUUAUUAUCCACAUGAUAUCGUACUACAUUGUCUUCAAUGCAAUUGUCAACGUUCGAAAUCCUUUUUUGGGAAGUGCUUUAUCUUUAUCUCUAUAUGUUUUGGUUAAUGCGGUGACCCUCGCCAUAGAUAUAUUUUGCCUGCUUAUAGUCUACUCAUAUUACUAUGUAAAAGGGCAUCCAGAGGAAUUCAGACCGCCGUGUGUUGAAAAAUGAGCUGUAUUAAAAGGAUGUUACCUACUUAAGCCAAAAUAUUUUCACAUAAUGAUGUUUUAAGCUAUCAAAAUAUAAAGCUAUUUCGAUUUAUCUACCACAUGUUCUGCAAGUGAUAGGACUGUCAUCGUGUGGAUAACUUUUUUUUUGCUGUGCUAAUAUGGCAGACUCAAUUUUCUUUAUAAUUUCAUUAGCAUCUUGAUGAGAACUGAAAACGAUUCCACGCGUGCCUGACACACACACACAUACAUACAGAAACACCCACACAAACACACAUCGAGCAGGAAAUUCUGGGCUAAUGCUAAUGAGGCCAUAAUACAAAUUGCUUAAAUUGAAAUUAUGCAAAAAAGUUAAUACUCCCCACAUCCACAUCGCAGUCAAGAGGAAAAUGAGGAGGCAAUUUCGUUUAAGUUUGGCACCAACAUCUGGGCAAGCAAUCCAACAAUAUUUCCCUUAAACUUCCGCAAUGUAAAUAAAUUACGUAUACGCAAUGUGGUACAAGAAAAUCA